AUGUCGGUUCGCUCGUUUCUAGUUUUCGGAUGCUUUCUGUUCGUACUAAUCUCAUUUGCUAGUGCUGUUAAUUUGGAUAUUUCGUGUACCAACACGACGCAAUGUGGUGGCACUGGUACUCGAUGUGAAGGAGGAAUAUGUCGAUGUGAUACACCGUGGUAUUCACCUUGUGGAACAACUGAAUGUAGACUCAAUCCAUCGUUCGUCUAUGAAGGGAAAGCAUGUCGAGUUGAUGCAAAUUGUUUGAACAAUGCUGUUUGUGACAAUCAACAAUGCAAGUGUAAACAAGACUUUACAGCUAUCAAUGGACUUUGUUAUAAAAGUUUGAAUGUGUCAUGUUCGUCUGCAAGUGAAUGUUGGUCGAACGAAUGUCGUAACAAUGUGUGUCAAUGUCCUAGUCGUUUCCAACCGAAAGGCGAUAAUAGUCGCUGCAGCAUUACACUGGCUAAACUUUAUGUAAACUGGACUGCUGCUAACGAAACUGGAGACUUUUGCUAUUCGGGUCUAGGCUUUGCUGCUUGUCAAGCUAUACAAGCAGUUUGUAUGUCUAAUGCACCGAAUCAAGAAAGUUUCUGUCAAUGUCAACCACCGUUUGUUGCCAACUACAACACACAAGAAUGCGAAUUGAGUGAAUAUACUGGAGCACUAUCGCCAUCAAAAGCCGAACUACCCUAUGAUCAAUGCGGCAGAUGUCAAGAUCCAAAUGCAUUGUGCAUAAGUGUUAACCAGACAACGUGUUGGUGCCGAGCAGGUUUUGCUAAAACUAGUGAUAAUAAAUGUGAACAAUCGUUUCGCUACGUUCUGUUUCCUAAUUCUAUUGAUAUAAGUACACAUGAUUAUAUUGGAACGAGCAGUUCGAUAUCUGGUGGUUCUGCUACUGUUGUGUCCAACAGCGGACUGUACGUAUGUGCACCUGGCUAUCAAUACGUGGAAAAAGACAAACCCUGUCAACGUAUUGCACCGCAAUGGGACGAUGAUAACUUUGAGUAUGGUGUUUGUACACGUAUAGACUCGCAUGGUAAUCCCCAGCAAGAAAGUGGUCUAUGCUUUGGUCCUCUAUCGUGUCAACAACGACGCGAUAAAUAUGUGUGUUCAUGCGGUCGUGAUCAAUACUUAUCUGAAAACGGAACUAGUUGUUUUCAUUUCCUGGAAAGAAACUUAAUAAGUCCAGAUUCUACUCGUUGUCCAGAAAAUUCCAAUAUGAAUGGUUCACAAUGUGUUUGUUCACCGUCUGAUCUUUACAAAACAUCUGAUGACAAGAGACGAUGCGAACUCCUAUUGAGCGAGUCACCUAGUUCUUGUCAAGCCGGUUUAACAGCGUUCAACGACACCUGUAAAAAUUUAUAUGGUGAAUAUUCAAGUUUUUGUAGUAAAGGUGUAUGUCAAUGCGCGUCUGACAAAUCAUUUUACAUGAACAAUAAUGGAAAAAUAAGCUGUGUAACACUGCUAACUGUCACUACGACCAAUUCUAACAACUGUCCAUUAAAUGCUGCGAGUGAUGGUGGUGUAUGCAAAUGUAACACUGGAUAUCGACCCAGUGACAAUUCGAAUCGAGCUUGCCAACGAAAAACUGACCACCUUUAUGAUUCAACCGAUGCUCAAGCCCAGGGUGGUCCCGGUGAGAUUACAACGGCCGAUUGUGAAGUUUUGUUUCCUGGCACGCAUGUCAUUGCUCAUAACAAUGCCUGUGUUUGCAUCGAUGGAACCUUUUUGUAUAAUUCCUCGUGCGUUUUCUUUCUUGAGCAUACAAUCACAGCGGCUGAUAGUACUAAACAUAAAUGUCCGGUCGAUGCUGUCAUAGACGCUGCCAGUCCUGUGUGUAAAUGUCGAGAUGGAUUUAAGAACGGUGGAACGAAUCGUACCUGUGUUCGACUAACAAAUAAUGUUUAUGAAUUCAAUAAAACAGAUACUGAAAAUGUCACAGGACUAAAUGAUGCUGGCUGUCGAGCAUUGUUUGGAAAUGCUGCUCAAGCAUCACAACCUGCUGGUCACUGUGAAUGUUUACGAACAGAUCUGGCAUUUUGGGACAAUAACAAAUGCUAUUUCCUUGUUGAAAAAACUCAAUCAGCACCAACAGCUGACAGCACGUGCCCAUCUAAUUCUAUGCCUGAGGCUUACACUUGUAAAUGUUCUCCUGGAUACAAUGCAACUGCAGAUUUUCGUGGAUGCAAUCGAAAAUCAAUUUUCUCUCAAAAUCUUCAAGCAAUUGAUACUACAGCUUAUUCAGCAUGCGAUGCACCGAAUGUGGAUGCCGAUUGUGUAGCUCUGCAUGGAGCAGGUGCUGUUUGCCGUAACAAUACGUGCUACUGCGAUUAUCGUCAAAGUUUUGUGGUCGGCCAAAAAUGUGAACUUUUCUCGAAAUACGUUUUUCCUGGUGUUCACGAGCGUUCUUCCCAUACUUGCAACAACAAAGAAGAUUGCGGCGAGGAUGCAGAUGAAAAAAACAUCGAUUGUGAUUUCAUCAACAACCAGGAAACACGUUACAAAGUAUGCCAAUGUAAAUCUGGCUAUUUCUUAAACCCGAUUGACUCUACUUGUGUUAUUAAUCGAUGCUCAGCGGAAUGUCAAGAAAAUGCCCAAUGUGUAGGUUACACAUGUGUUUGUAACCCUGGAUAUUUUACUACUGCAUCGGGACAAUGCCUAAAACAAGAACCACCGCUUGUUCUCUAUGACAAAUGCAAUACCACUGUAUGGGCAGUUGAUCCAGUCGAUGGAGACCUUGUUUGUGCGUCCGACUGUACUCGAGCUCGAUGUCGAGGCGGUUAUCGUGAUGAGGGAUCGCAAUGCGUGAAGAACACUUUCGAUGAUGCUUGUGGUCAUGCAGCAAACUUCUGUGGGCAGUUCGGUUCAAACACUGUAUGUUCUCCGGAUGAAAACAGAUGUGCUUGUCAACCUGGUUAUUAUCGCAGCGAUGGAAAUGUCAUAUGUGCUCGAGCCGUAAACAGUCGAUGCUAUACUCAUGCAGAAUGCGGUGAUUUUGGUGAAUGUCUCAGUAGCCUAUGUCGAUGUAAAGCAGGUCGCCGUGAACAGCAGGUUUCAGAUCUUCUCGGACGAACGAUAACACGUUGUAUCAACGGUGUCGAUCAAAUGCGAUACAGUCCAAUUUUCUUCUUAUUCGUUUUAUUUAUCCAUGUCGUUUUUGCAUAA
Adineta ricciae is the source of this 3147-nucleotide messenger RNA. Lineage: Eukaryota; Metazoa; Rotifera; Eurotatoria; Adinetida; Adinetidae. The record is from the annotation of a GenBank genome assembly.